AUGGGCAGCUCUUCCUCCAGCCUGCUGGACGAGAGCAAGUGCACCUACAUCCGAGGAAAAACAGAGGCUGUCAUCAAAAACUUCAGCCCACACUACAGGCGCCAGUAUGCGGUGGCUUUCUGCAAGCACGUACAGGAUGAGCUGGAGCAGCACCGAGACUCCCAGUCCAGGUUCCUCAAAACCAAGCCCCCACUGGAAGCUGGCACCGUCUUAUAUGAAGCAGAGCUGCUGCAUUUUGCUGAGGACCUGAAGAAGUGGAAGGAUAGAUAUGUUGUUAUCAAAAAUGACUACGCUGUGGAUUGCUUUGAGACUAAAGAGGCCUACCAGAAAGGAGCCAGCCCUAAAUAUCACGUUCUUCCUGCAGGAGGCAAAGUUCUGACUUCAGAAGAAGAUUACAAUUUGCUGUCUGAUAAACAUUUCCCAGAUCCUGUUGGGUCAAGUGAGAAGGAGGUGUCUCAAGGCUUCAUUCAGCUGCCCAAGGAGUUCCCUGUGUAUCUGUGGCAGCCCUUUGCCCGGCACAGCUACUAUUGCUUCGCAGAGGCAGAAGCUCAGAGGCAGUUCAGCGCCGUGCUGGGGGACUGCGUGAGACAUGCAAACCACGAUUUUCUCAAGCAGACCACAUACGAAGUUGAGGCAUUCCUAGAAGCCAUUCAGUUCUUCCAGCAGGAGAAAGGCCACUAUGGGACAUGGGAAAUGAUAACAGGCAAUGAAAAAGAGAUCCUGAGCAAUCUUGUGAUGGAAGAACUCCUGCCUAACCUUCAGACGAUGAUCCUGCCUAAAAUGAAAGGCAAGAGGAACGACAGGAAGCGUGCCUGGUUUGGUAUCGUAGAAGAAACUUAUGGCCUAGUCCAGCAGCAGGUGUCAGAAGGAUUAAGUACCUUGAAAGAAGAAUGCAGAGAGUUUGCAAAGACUCUUGAAGGAACCAUUCGUUCAGACAUGGAUCAGAUUCUGAACUCCAAGAACUUCUUAGCUGGGAAAAUCAAAGCCACUGUUUCUGAGCCUGCCCAGAAGUGCUGCACAGAAAACAUCCAGCCAUUUCUCACAUCCAUAUUAGAGGAACUCAUGGGUCCAGUGAGUUCUGGAUUCACCGAAGUCCGCUCCCUUUUUGAUAAAGAGGUUAACGAAAUCAUCCAGGACUUCCAGAAGACAAAUGAUAUGACUAAGCUAAAAGAGAAUGUGGAUCAGCUGAUGAAUCUACCAUUCAGCUCUGUGAAAAUGGAGCCCUGCUAUCUGAAAGUGAACCUCCUCCAAGAGCUCCUUCAAGACCUCAAGAGUCGUUUCAAGGUGUAUCAUAUUGAUUUUGUGAUUCAGAGGACACAGAACUUCAUGCAAGAGCUGAUGGAAAAUGCAGUUUAUACUUUUGAGCAGCUGUUCUCUCCAAGUCACCAGGCAGACUCAGCCAAAGUUGCAACAACCAUUGAAAAAGUCAAGCUGAGAGUACUGAAGCAAUACGAUUAUGACAGCAGCACUAUCCGGAAGAAGAUCUUUCAAGAAGCACUGGUCCAGAUUACUUUGCCCACCAUGCAGAAGACACUGGCUUCAACAUGCAAACCAGAGCUGCAGAAGUACGAGCAGUUCAUUUUUGCUGAUUACACUAAUGUGAUCCAAGUGGAGAAUGUGUAUGAAGAGAUUUUGUAUCAAACGCUGCUUGAGGAAGCCCUGAAAGUGAUAAAAGAAGCUGCCAUUCUGAAGAAGCACAACCUCUUUGAAGAUCACUUGAAUUUGCCCUGUGAAAGUGUUUCCAGCUUAACAGACCUGAAGACUCCUUCAGGAUCAGCCCAGACCACUCCUGCAAAGAAGCCUUCCAUUGCUCAGGCCGAGGCAUCAGACACUGAGACACAAAGUGACGAAACACUCAUCGUGACAGAAAAGAUUUCCUGGGAGAAGGAUGCUGAUGAUAGGAAGUCACCAGACAAAGAGGCAGUUAAUUCUGUUCAUGCAGCAAGCAAAAGGGAAGAAGUGCUGUUUACAGACAUGGCUCAAAAGCAGCAGUCCCUUUUGUCUACCCUUAAAAAACAAGAAACUGCAGAGGAAGGAAGUGUUGGGAAGAAUGAAGAUGUGGGGAAAGCAGAGAAAGAGCUUAAGACAGAACAAGAAGCUGUGGAGGUAAAAGUUGCUCCUGAGACUGAAACAGCAGUGAGAGAUGUUGGAGCCAGACCUAAAAAAGAACUUGAGGUAGAUGAAGGAGCUGUGGAGGAAAAGGUAACUUCUGAGAGUCAGGUGGCAGUGGGUGCUGCGUUUUGCAGUGGCACUGAAAAAGACAGCAAAGCACAGGAAGAAGGUGCUGAAAUAAAUGAUAAUGCAUGUGAUAAUGCAGCAGAAGCAGAGAUUUUAGGGAAUGCUGAAAAGAAAAUCAAGCGAGAAGAAGAAAUUAUGGAAGAAUCACAUCUGAUUGAAAAUGCAGCAGGAAGAAGGUUUGAAGAGGAUAAUAAAAAAGCAAGCAAUGACCAAGGAGUGAGUACUGAAACAAGAGUAACUUCCCAGGAUGAAAAGACUGGGAAAGGAGGGUUUGAUGAUAAACCUGUCAAAGAAAACAAGUCAGAAGAAAAGAGCUGUAAACCCCUUGAUGAUGUGAAUGAGAUAAGGAGUUUGCUGAUGGUAGCAGUUGAGAUACCAGCAGAUACUCCAUGUGAGAACAUAAAGGAGGUUUGUGAAGGUGAGAUAUUAAAGUUGCAGGAUCACAGUAAAGGGAACAAGGAGAUGAACAACACUGCUGUGGCAGAAAUUCAGGUGAGCCAGACAAUGGUGAAUAAAGAUGCAGCAGAAUGUGCCAAAUUCAAGGAGGACCAACCAUCUUGUUUGGGGACAGAUGGUACUAGUGUAGUGAACGUGUCCAAGGGGCCCUGCAAUACUGCCCAAGCAGAAUGGCUGGUAGAAAGCUCAGCUAUGCCUCAGGGGGCACAGGCAGAGGGGGCAGUGAAGCAAAGCAUCUGGUACACAGGGGUGGGAAGCUGUGAAAGCGACCGACUGCAGCCAGAGGAACGUGCUGAGAAUGUGGCUGAAGGCAAAAGAUUAGAUGUGGAAGAAGCAGGAGCAGGGAAUAGCCAGGCUGUCCUGGUGGAGGUAGGGACUGAGAGCUUGCUUCAUAGCCCUGCUGACAAUGCAAGCACAGCACAAGUGCCCAUUCUGGAUAUGGAAAACCCAAGCACAGGACUGCUGGAUGUGCUGGUUUCUGUGGUGCCAGAGCAGGGCGAGGUUAGCACCGGAGACAUCACAGGAGAUAGAGAGUCUGGUGAGGGUGAAGGGAAGCCAGAAGAUGACUCAGCCUCACUCACAGAACUAACAAGUACAGAAGUAAAAGGUGUUUUCACAGAAGAGAACAGAGAAGAUAGUUAUGCACAACAAAACUCUGAAGAGUAA
This is a messenger RNA of Indicator indicator, 3360 nucleotides long. RefSeq names its product niban apoptosis regulator 1 (gene NIBAN1). The record is from RefSeq and is a predicted model, not a curated record. The transcript is spliced from 15 exons. NCBI's taxonomy places the organism in Eukaryota, Metazoa, Chordata, Aves, Piciformes, Indicatoridae. The coding region runs from base 1 to 3360 and encodes 1119 amino acids.